AUGCUUCGUCAACUUGCUGUUUACCAUGGACGUGAUCCAUUCAAUCUCUUCCUGGUGCGCCUAGCUCAGGGCCUAACCCAUCUUGGCAAGGGUACUCUCACACUGUCUCCCUGGCACUCCGAUCAUUUUCUUCUUCGCCCCGUCAGCCUAGCCGGUGUGCUCACGCUCCUAGUGUCCUGUCUGGAUAUGCGUAUGACCUUCAUGGGUCGAAGCGACUAUCUCAUCUUCUACUUGACUCCCGCCAUACAACCACGACUGCUGAUGACCUUCGACAAGGACAUGAAACCCCUCACGGUAACCGUCCGUGUAGGUCAGGCGGUCGAUGUGGUUGGACAGGCCGGUCGACCGAAGACAAUCACCGGUUUUCAGACGCACACUACACCGGUCCUACUGGCCCAUGGCGAGCGUGCUGAGCUUGCCACGGAUGAGUAUGUACCAGCCACAAAUUUGCCUCUGGAAGGCUUCGUCAUUCUCGCAAAGAACCCUUCCUAUGAGAAACCGUCAACUUAA
This is a messenger RNA of Dibothriocephalus latus, 510 nucleotides long. NCBI's taxonomy places the organism in Eukaryota, Metazoa, Platyhelminthes, Cestoda, Diphyllobothriidea, Diphyllobothriidae. The record is from the annotation of a GenBank genome assembly.